Molecule: messenger RNA, 1900 nt
Organism: Exophiala oligosperma
Lineage: Eukaryota; Fungi; Ascomycota; Eurotiomycetes; Chaetothyriales; Herpotrichiellaceae
Exons: 4
Coding region: 287-1837 (516 amino acids)
Molecular function (GO): iron ion binding; monooxygenase activity; heme binding
Source: RefSeq, a predicted model, not a curated record
GCUCAACAAUGGCAAGACCUAUGUCUCCACGGUGCGCAAUGGUCGCCCUUAUCCGUGGUUAUCACCCAAGAAGUGCAGGUGGCUGCACUAGUUCCGAGAUUCCGAGACCCACAAAUACACCAGGGCGAUCGACGACCACAGUCCGAUGGGUGAUUGAUGAGUGACUACUGUAUAUUCACGGCGGAAAUUGGCCUCAGUGAUGGUGCCUCCAUCGAAUACAUAUUGCCAAAAGCCGAGCAAUGCCUUAUCUUCGAGCCAAAACUGACCACCACUGAUACUGCACGAUAUGAUGGUCAACAUUCUUGGGGCUCUACAAGAGCAGAGAAUUACAACGCUUUACGCCAUUGCCACCGCAUUCGUUUUUGGAAUAUUCCUGGUCGUCUACGAAGGCGUUAGAUGGGCUGUUCGAAUUCCCCGAUUCAAGGGACCAUAUGGACCUCCAAUUGUGGGAAACCUGUGGCAGAUCUACGGCAAAGACGCCCCAUUACAGUACCGUGACUGGUCUCGCAAGUACGGCCCUGUCUAUCAAAUUCAACUGGGCAACAAUCCAGUCCUAGUUAUCAAUACCGCAGCAGCGGCCAAAACACUGCUUACACAAAAUUCUCACGCAACGGCUUCUCGACCAGAGUUCUACACUUUUCACAAAAUUAUCUCGAAGGGAGCGGCCUUGACCAUUGGCGCAUCACCAUACAGCGACUCUCUAAAGAAGAGACGCAAAAUUUUCGCUUCGGCUCUCAACCGACCCUCCGUUGCCAGUUAUGUGCCACACAUCGAUAGUGAGACUAGGAUACUCCUCAAAGAUGCACUUGAAUUGGGCAAAGCAGGUAAAGAACAAGUCAACCCGAUACCACUCUUUCUGCGGAUGAAUGUAAGCCUUGGCUUCACGCUGCACUGGGGAGCUCGUGUAGAAAGUCAGACAGAUAUGUUCCGCGAGAUUAUAUAUGUCGAAAAUGCAAUCAGCAACUUCCGCAGCACCACCAGUAACCUGCAGGAUCACAUACCUUUGCUGCGAUUGAACCCAUUCAAUGGUGUCUCUGCUGUUGCGCGAGACAUGAGUGUACGUCGUGGCAGGUACAUGGGCCAAAUGGAUCGUGAACUUGACGAACGGUUGGAGAAGGGAAGCUACAAACCAUGUAUCAGGGCCAAUGUUAAGCUCGACCCCGAUGGCAAGCUGACUGAUCAUGAACUUACAUCGCUUAAUGUCACCAUGACAGCCGCUGGGCUCGAUACAAUGCAAGCAACCGUGUCCUGGGGUCUCGCGAUCCUCGCGAUGAAGCCUGAGAUUCAGGAGAAGGCACUCAGUGAGAUUGCGAAGAAGUUUCCUCAAGGAGCGCCGCUCUGUGAAGCUUCGGACGAGUUCACUGUGGAAUACAUCAUGGCAUUGAUAAAAGAAAUCGCGAGACACUAUCCUGCCACUCGGCUUUCGCUUCCCAGGAAGACAAUGCAAGACAUCUUUUACCAGGGAAAACGUAUUCCCAAGGGCACCACUCUUUUUUUGAAUGCAUGGGCCUGCAAUAUGGACCCUGACCUCUGGGAGGACCCAGAAGUCUUCAGACCUGAACGCUGGCUCGAGCAUCCGGAAACCACCAACUACACCUUCGGCGUUGGGAGCCGGAUGUGUAUUGGCAUCCACAUGGCCAAUCGAGAGUUGUAUCUCCUGUUUAUUCGGCUCAUCAAUUCUUUCAAGAUUGUAGCAGACGAGCCGAUCGAUACAAAUCCUAUUACUGGAGUCAACAACCCGAUGGCCACAGUCUCAAUUCCAAAACCGUUCAAGGUCAGAUUCGUACCGAGAAAUUUGAGUGCGCUGGAAGCCGCCUUGGGUGUGGCGAAGACAUGAAUGAGAAAAACUCAAAGCCAGAUAGAACGUGGGCCUUGAUAGUCUGCUCCCAGUUGGUAGUCU